CUGUAAUAAAAGGCGAUGUCAGGCUUUUUCAAUGACAUCACACCCAAGUGCAAGUUUCCAACAUGGCGUCCAGCCGGCUGCCGGAGAGGGAGGUCCAGGAGGAGCCGAGGCGCGCUGCGACCGCAAACCCUGACUUCUGCCUCCACAAAUACUCCCUGCUCAUCAUUAUAGGACGGACCGCUCACCUCAGACAUACGGGACACAUCAGCAGGGAGAUUGAACGAGGUAUUCGGUCAUGGGACGUCGACUUAAACUCCUGUAACCUAAUCCUCUAUCUCCAAGAAUUUCUCUCCCAUCACACGGCAUCUUUCAAGGGUGCAGGGCAGAAGUGUCUGCGCCACAGUACCAGAGUGUUGGACAUUCAGGUGCUGAUCAGUCCAUCUCAGGAACAGGUUCAUUCAGAGAUAUUUGCUUUGCUAUCCAGGGAAUCGGCCCAUAAGCUGUUGAUCUUGGCUGGCCAGAGCGUGGAGGAAAGUGGAGACCUGCUGUUUCACAGAGGACAGUUCUCUCCACACCAGCUGAAACAAAUACUAACAGAGCAGUUCACAGAUCAGGAGAACUUAGCCUCCUCCGAACUCAGUCUGACCCUCAGCUGUCCCAAAAUCGGCCAGUGGAGGAAGACUCUCUUGGGAAACCAGCGUCUGCAGAGUCCUUUCACGCUGCACAUCAAUCCCCCAGAGGUGCUGCCUGCCAUGGAGGCCCUGGGGGAAUUCACCUCCCUCAUCUCUGGUACCCUUUCCCCUCCAUCUCCCUUCGACCUCCUGCCUCCUCCCACCACCGUGGGCUUUCUCAAGCUGUCCCGUCCCUGCUGCUACGUGUUCCCCGCCGGGCGCGGUGACUGUGCCUUUUUUGCCGUUAACGGAUUUACAGUGCUGGUGGACGGCGGCUCCGACUCCCAGGCCUGUUUCUGGAAGCUGGUGCGCCACCUCGACCGAGUUGAUGCAGUUUUGUUGACGCACAUCGGGACAGAGAACCUCCCCGGGGUCAACGUCUUCCUGGAGAGGAAGGUAGCUGAGUUGGAGCUGAGCUCUGAUAGCAAAGAUGACUCGUCUAAGAGGCUCAUCUCCCCAGAGCUUGGAGUUGUGUUCUUUAACGCCCCCAGCAGGUUGCAGGUGGAGGAACAGCCUUGUGGGGACAAUGUACUGAUGAGCACACACCAGGCGGCCCUAACCCUACAGCUGUUAAAUAAGUUAGACAUCAGACCACAGCCAAUGUUUCGACCACAAGGAGUCCCCCUUGAGCCGCUAACCCUGUUCCAGAAGAUGGGAGUGGGACAGUUGGAGUUAUACAUCCUCAACCCCGGCAAAAACAGCCAGGAGUACCAAACAUUCAUGCAAAACUGGCCUGAUGCAUUGCCAUCAGAAUCCAAAUGCCAAACUCUCCCUCUCACCGCCCUGGCCUCAGUGUCUGCCCUGCUAGUGUGGCACCCAGCGUGUCCCCAGGAGAAGGUGGUCAGGGUGCUGUUCCCUGGUGUUACCCCACAAACGAAGCUGCUGCAGGGCCUGGAGAAGCUGAAGGGGCUGGCCUUCCUCCAGAAACCCUCGGUGACCACAGGGGACCUGGAGAGGCUGGGGGAGGACAGAAAGACCAAGAGGACAGAGAGCCAGGACAGUGGCAGGUCACAAGGGAAGGAGUCAACUCCCAAACAUGGAAAAGAUCGGGGAGUUAAAGAAGACGGAAAGGAGGUACUGGUAAGGGAAAAAGGAAAAGUUUUGAAUGGAGUCGCUACAAGAGAUGCUGAUAAAACCAGAAUCAAAGAGACAGGUGUAAAGCAAAAAGGAGCAUCGUCAGAAAAGAAUACCUCAAAGAAGGGAGGAGGAAAGGAUGGGAAAAAGGGGGAAAAGCCUGGAAAUAAAGAGAACAGUGUUAUGAGGAACGAUCAGGGGAAAAAGGAUGUUCUCCUUUCCAAAACAAAGAAUGAAAAUAAAACUAAGCUCAAAAAGGAAGCAAAAAAUGACUCUAAAACAGGGGUGAAGAAAACAAGAAAACCCCUAGGAAAGGAGGCACACAAUGGCAAGAAGGUAAACACUGAACUGUCAACAAAACCCAACACUGGGAGUGUGCUAGAAAUCCCAGAGCCAGAGCAGCAGACUCAAAAACCAGAAAAAGAGACUGAAGAGAACCCCUGUGGCUCCAAAAUGUCCACCCCUGAGGAUAUGACAGACGAUUUUCUCAGGCUCCGGGAGGAAACCGAAAGAGGAGAGGCGCAGGUGGUGAAAACAGCAGAUAAAGGAAAGCAGGAAAGCAGUGAGUCAAGAAAUGAAAAGAGCCAUGGAGGCAUUAGCAAAGAAAAGAGUAAAGAAGGUGAUGAUACACUAGGGGAAGAAGCUGCAGGGAUAAUGGGAGGAAAGAGUGGUGAUAAUGGAGCGCAAAAUAAGGCUUGGACUGGAGAGAAAGCUGAUGUAGACCUGCAGAAAGCGCCUAUAGACAAGCCUGGAAAUGCUUCCAAACCAGCAAAGGUUGUAGGAUUUCCGUCUCCCUUGAACAAUGCGCCAAAGAGCGAGCGCAACGAGCUAGACUUAACCCCAACCGAAUACACUCUCCUGGACGGAGCUUUGAGAAACAGCCCUCCCUCGCGAUCCUCUCCAGAGAACCAGGCCCAUGUCAGCCCCGACGAGCAGACGGUAGAGCCUGCCUCCCCUGAUUCGCGGCCCAACAGUGCAGGCCACACUCCUUACUGUCUGUCCCCGGAUGAUGUGUGGUGCAACAGGGUCACUCUCAGCAGGUUACAAGCCCAGAUGGGUAACUUCGAGUCAGCGGACGUCAACCAGCCAAAUGGAUCAUCCAAGCAAAGUGAGGGGCAGCCCAAAAGCACUACAGAGAGUCACACAAACCCCAGAGAGAGGCAACUAAGUUUCCUUUCUUUGGGUACACUUAAAGAGGGAUCUUCAGACGCCUCUCCUUCUCUCGCUACCACCACCACCACCACUACAACACACUCCAUGCCAGCAGAAGUGAGCUCACCUCAGUCCACAGAAGUAGAUGAAUCACUGUCCAUGUCCUUGGAGCAGGGACCAACCACUGUGAGCCAGAAAGAGGGGGAUGACAGUGUUCAUAACUCCCACUCCAAUGGAGGCCAUUUUGCUGGGAUGUCUUUACCAAUGAAGAAGCCUCCCAGAUCUUUAGGGCAGGGCUCAGAGAUGGGGCGGCCUCCAGCUCCAAACACACUUAAUUUUGAGGCGUCAGCUCACGAUGUGGAUCUGUGUCUGGUUUCCCCCUGCGAGUUCAAGCAUCUCAAACAACCUGACUCCAGCUCAGGUGCGAGUGAGCCCUCUAGAGGAUCCUUCGCUCCACAUCAUCACGGCAACAACAACAACCCCAAGGACACGUCACCCAGCGAGUCAAACGCCCCCGUCUGCACAGAGGACUGCCCGUCCACCACAGCAGAUGGAGGACUGGACUCAGAUGAGGAUGAGUCGUGCAGUGAGCCGUCUAACUCUCCCCAUGAUCUCCGCUCUAGUCAGGCUCUGCCCCCGGACCCUCUCCCAGCCCCUUUCAGGGACAGCCCGCCCCUGCCCCCACAUCCUGACGCGUCCAUGCCCGUUCCUCAGUCGGACUCUGACGCUCGCGGGAAAAAAGCAAAAGCCAAUGGCAUGCGAGGGAAAAAAACACCAGCAGUUACAGAGGGCUCCCAAAGAUCAGGCUCAGGGAAAAGCAGGACAGGGAGCCAAAGUGGAGUCGCAAAGGGGAAUGUCUCUUCUACUCAUACGCCUUCCUCCAGCGCCCGCUCAGCACCAGCAAAAUCCUCACCAAAUCCAGGCUCUAAGUCUACCUCUGUUGGUGAAGUCAGUGUGUACGUGGACCUGGCCUAUAUUCCCUCUGGAGCCUCCUCUCCAACAGUCAGUGUGGACUUCUUCAGAUGCGUUCGCUCCUCCUGUUACAUCAUCAGCGGCGACAGUCCAGAGAAAGAAGAGCUAAUGAGGCAUACACUGGACGCACUACUGGAUGCCAAGUUAUCCUGGCCUGACACUAUGCAGGUGACAGUGAUCCCUACCUUUGAGUCAGUGCCGAUGCAGGAGUGGUACCAGCAGACCCUGGACAGACAGAAGGAGCUGGGUAUCACGGUGCUCGGAUCCAACAGCACUGUCGCCAUGCAGGACGAGACCUUUCCGGCCUGCAAAAUAGAGUUUUGAGGCGGACUUGAGGAUGCAGCGAUGGAAAAUGGAGGACCCAUGACCCUGUGCGAAACAGGAGAGGAGCUCACACUGGCUGUCAGAGAAGCAUACGGCUGCAAACAUGUGGAUCCACUUUUUUUUUGUAGGUUAGUCAAUAGCGUUAGCAUACAUGGGGUUAAAGGCACUAUGUGUAUGCUUGUUUUCUUAAUGCAUUCAGCUCUGAAGUGUGCAGUAGUGUGUGCUAAGACUAAGGGCCAAUUUUUCUGCUUUUAUUGCAACAUUUAGGCUACCAGUUGGCGUAACUACUCCAGCUACUCCCAAAUGGCAAGAGUGUGCAAAUUUGAAAUGAUGUCUUACAUUGUAGCUUUAAUUAAAAUCGCAUUCACAGUGAGUGGUCAGGUGUGUGUUGUAAGCACUGUACGCAGACAUGAGGUGAGCUGUGCUGUGUGUUAUACCUGCUUUUUAGUAUUGAGCCACUGUGGCUUCACUGUUGACCUUGAGAUCUCUGCCGAGCAAAUGGAGCAGAUGCGAUGUAUCUGACGUUGAGUGAUAAUCUGAGAUUAUUAAAUCUCAGUGUGCAAAAACAAAUCUGUCAACGGGGAUUACCAGAUUAAAUGUAAUAGCAUUACAGCAAUCUCAUUAAGGAUGGUCAUUGUAAUCCAUUACAAGUGCUUAAAAUCAUGCUAAUGAGGAAUCAGAUAGCAACUGCUUUUGUAGUAAUAGAUGUUCACUUGUUAUCUUACUAAAAACAAUAUUGAAAGUGAUGACAUAUUUUGAUUGUAUGAUAUGAUGGAUAUGAACGUACAGUUUAUUGUAGACAAAUAUUUUGCACAGCAUAAAAUCAUAGUCUAGUCACAGUGAGUGUAAUAACAGCGUUCCACAUUAGGGCUGGGCGAUAUGAAGAAAAUCAGAUAUCACGAUAUUCUUGACCAAAUACAUCGAUAUCAAUAUUGCGACGAUAAUGUUGGGUUGACAAUUGGUGCUUUCACAAAAUAGUUUUCAAGAUGAGAUUUUAGAUAAAUAAUCAUCAAUAAUGUGUUAAACAGUUUCAAGUGAAAUUAUAGAGAAAAAAUAAAUCACAAUGAGAAAAUUGAGUAUGUGCUUGUUGUUAUCAAUUUAGACAAGGUAAUUGUAUAUCACGAUAUCUCAAUAUAUGAUUUCAUCACAAUAUGAUUCCAUUGAAAGAUGAUAAAUGAUCAUAUUGAAUUACUGCCCAGCCCUAUUCCACAUUGUAAUUUGUACAUACGAAUAAUUUUAAGUUUUAUUUAUAUUUGGAACAAAGUAAUCCUAAAUGUCAUCGGAAAUCACACUCCUGAAUUGCUGUAAUAAAACUCACUACAUUACACAAUAACACUUUUUUUAUGUUUCCAUAAUUUCUUAAUUUGCUAUACUACCCAUUUUACUGCUACAUUUUCCAAUAAUAAAAAAAACAAUGAUCUGGUUUGAAUAGAGCAAUUUCCUUAAAGGAAAUUCUUUAGGAAAUAUAUUACUGCUUACAACUAACUAUCUCAACUCCAUCUUCCCUGUAAUGAGCAACAAAUUACACAUCUUUUUCUGAGACUUUGCAGGAAAUUAUAGGAUGUUACAGAUCUGUAAAAUUAAGCACACACAUGUAAUGUAAUGGGUUACAUUGUAAUCUCUCCAAAUCUGUCUGUCCACUCUUUUUAUUUCCCUUUGUCCCAGUCUGCAUGUCCAAGAACAGAUGUCAUAUUCUGGUUAGUCUCGCUUUGCCAGGAAUCACGACUUUCUCAGUUUACAUAAAUGUGACAAAAUACCAAAGCAUGAGAUCACAAAGACACCACCAACCAUUUCCUGUUCUGUCUGAAUGUUGCCUCCAAAUACAGAAAAAAAAAAAUGUGAUUCAGUAUCUCUGAAUUAUCUGGUAUACAGUUUGUAAUUAUACAAAUGCAUGGUUUAACUUUUAUCAUGGGCUUGUACUGUCCUUGAAAUUUGUUUUGAUUUUGUGCAAUCAUAUUUCUUUUUAUCACACUUUUCUGCAAAAGGCUGCCAGAUGAAAUUAUGUAUUGGCAUUGGAGGGUUGAACUAAAUCUGUAAUCAUGGGCGACAAUUACUUGAACCCCACAGUAGCAAAAUUAAUAGUAACUAUGUGUAUGUGUCCCGCAUGUAUAAAAUACGUUGUUUCAUUCAUGAUAUUCAUGAGGACAGAGAGCACUAUGGAAGAGUGGCAUGGUGGGAUGAACAUUGAGAACCUUUUGCUUUGUAAUUGUCUAUAAGUACAUACAGUAACAAUGUCAAAAUGUGUGUGUUGUUGGGCCAGGACUAAUGUAUGAAUAAAGAAUGUGCAUCACCACUCAAAA
Molecule: messenger RNA, 6433 nt
Organism: Perca fluviatilis (European perch)
Lineage: Eukaryota; Metazoa; Chordata; Actinopteri; Perciformes; Percidae
Gene: map1sb
Product: microtubule-associated protein 1Sb
Exons: 11
Coding region: 63-4133 (1356 amino acids)
Biological process (GO): dendrite development; regulation of microtubule depolymerization; axonogenesis
Cellular component (GO): microtubule; cytosol; synapse
Molecular function (GO): actin binding; microtubule binding
Source: RefSeq, a predicted model, not a curated record